Messenger RNA from Xenia sp. Carnegie-2017, 1751 nucleotides. Its product is annotated as TLC domain-containing protein 5-like. The record is from RefSeq and is a predicted model, not a curated record. The transcript has 2 exons. Bases 156 to 830 code for a protein of 224 amino acids. Gene Ontology annotation, cellular component: membrane. Lineage: Eukaryota; Metazoa; Cnidaria; Anthozoa; Malacalcyonacea; Xeniidae.
UGGAACAAUGGUGGAACACAUAAAAUGAAGUAUACACUUUGAAAAGUUAUAUUUUACGAAAGUAUUACCACUGCAAGCACGUGGUGUAAUCCUGUCGAAUUAUUAUCUAGGUUCGUCGUCUAUUUGAGGCUCUUUUAACUUUUUCCUGUCUCACAAUGCCACCAUCAUUUUCACCUGUCUUGUCCUGUUUUUGCAUUUGGACGACAUUUUAUUACAUGCUUUGCAUGUUAAAUCAUGAGAAAAGUUCAGAAUUCAAUUGCCGUAUUGUGACAAUCAUACAUGGUGUUUUCAGUUGUAUUCUAUGUUCAUAUUGUGGAUUUAUUGUUGGACCAUGGCCUUUUGAUGCAUUAGGUGAGCAAAACACGCCAUUGCAGACACUUUGCAUUGUAGUAACAUUGGGCUACUUUAUGUUUGACUUUCUAUGGUGUGUCUUAAAGCAGACAGAAGGAAUUGACAUGUUGCUGCAUCACAUAACAUCCAUAUGUGGACUUUGCCUAUCAAUGUAUCUUGAACAUUCAGGCUCUGAGCUGGUUGCUACGAUAUUUGGCUCAGAAAUUUCCAAUCCUUGUUUGCAGAUGAGGUGGUUUCUUCGUGACGCAGGCAAAUAUAACACUCACAUUGCCAAGCUCAAUGACAUCUUGUUCAUUGCUUUGUUUUUGGUGAUCCGCAUUGGACUUGGUAGCCAAUUGUUGCAUUGUACAUUGUUCUCCUCCAAAUCACAUGUUUUAAUAAAGCUUGGUGGCACUUCUUUGUAUACAAUUAGCCUAGUUUGGAUGAUUUUCAUUUUAAUGUUUGCAAGAAAAAGAUUUUUUGGGAAGAAAUCAACUUGAAUUUGAUAUCAUUGAUUGACCAAAAUUUCGGGGAAUCUUGGUACAAUAAUUAAACGUGUUGCUUUAAUGGAGCGUUUUAUUCUUGGAAAAUAAAUAAUUACAUCCUUUGGAAUCCUAGUUAAUGUUAGCUUCAUUUUACGUUCCUUUUAAACAAGGAUUUAGGCAAGUUUGUGUGACAUGGAUUACUACAACUCUGUCGGGCAAAGAGAUUAUGACGAAGUGUUAAACUUGGCAUUCAUCAGACUACUUGAUAACACACUGAUAUACAAAAGAAUAUCAUACUCAAUAAUCGCUAAUACUCAAACCAGAUGUUUUUCGUGCAAAGGUCAACUUCUGUCGUGGUUGUUUGAUACCAGGCUUGUCCGAAUUAGAAUAGCGUCAUUGGAGGAAGGACAGAUAAAUCAUAAAAAGUCAAAAAUUGAGCUCUCAAAAUAUUUGCUGAUGGUUGAAACAUUGAUCUGCUGACUUCGUGCCACAUCUUUUAAUUGGGAAAAAUUUUGCAUUAUUAAACUGUUAUCGUUAUCACAGCAUUGGCAAAUAUAUACUUGGUCAUACGAAAGACUUGGGAAGCAAACGACAAAGUACCAAUCAAGUGCUCAAGACAAGAACAGCUUAAAUUCCCUUUCAUUAGUUAGGGCUUAACAAAAGGUAACUAUGUUUUGCGUUCCUGUCAAACUUUAACAUUUCUUAGCAUUUAUUUUUACAGUUUUACUAUAUUAUUUACUAUAUUACAAAGAAGACGAAUUAACUACUUUAUAAAAUAGAAACAAUAAAACGCGUGCGCUGAUUGGUCUAUAGCUGUGUUUGCAUUAGUCUGUGCAAACUGAUCUGAGCUCAACCAAUCAAAUUAAUUAAUCAAAUAGAAUUUGUAAAUCAAUCGUGGAUUUAUUUUAAAAGAAAAAUCGGAAUGUUUGUUUUAAA